AUGGCGAGUCACGGAGUUGCACGCGGCCCCCGGACUCGAACGGACGAUCAGAAGCGGCAGGACGCAGAACGAAUCAAGACCUAUCGCGAGCUCGAGGACCAGCUCCGACUCAGUGACGGCCACGGUACCGACGCAUUCCAGCUGACGACGAAACUGCUGCGGCUCAACCCCGAGUACUACACGAUAUGGAACGUCCGCAGGCGCUGCCUAAUUUCUGGCUCUUUGUCCAGAUGGCCCUCUGGGUCGCCGUCCUCGGAGGUCUUCUCGAGUUUAUCUCCAUCCAGAGCAAUAUUACUCUCUUCCGGCGGAUCAUUGUCUACGUCCUCGGCCGCGACCCCGCCGAGCCGCCUUUCAACUGGAGAAACAUCCGGGGAAUCAUCUGAGGGGGCAGAGGUGGGAGAAGAAGGAGGGGCGAGCAAGGUGACAAGCCGGGCGGCAGACCAUGCCAACGACGCACGGAUAAUCACAGCAGAGCUCCAGUUUACCAUCCCUCUGCUCAUGGAGUUCCCCAAGUGCUACUGGAUCUGGUCCUAUCGCCUGUGGGUCCUGCAGCAGGCCGUGCAGAGGCUGGAAGCGCAGACGGCCCGGCGCAUCUGGGAAGACGAGCUGGCUCUCGACUCCAAGAUGCUGACCAAGGACCGGCGCAACUUUCAUGCCUGGGGAUACCGGCGGCAGGUGGUGGAACAGCUCGAGAGCCCGGCGCUCAGUCCAGCUGGUGCGGGUGGACCGCCCACGAGCUUAGUCGAGGCUGAGUUCGCCUACACGACCAAGAUGGUGCACAUGGACCUGUCCAACUUCUCGGCCUGGCACAGCCGCAGCAAGCUGAUCCCACGGCUGUUGGAGGAGCGGCAGGCUGACGACCUCGCGCGUACACACUUUCUGGACUCGGAACUCGGCAUCGUCCGCGAGGCUCUUAAUGUCGGCCCCGAGGAUCAGUCACUUUGGUUCUACCACCAAUUUUUAAUGUCCAACCUGAUCGACUACAUCGGGCGGCCGACAAUCACGCCACACUUCUCACACAAGGAGCGCAUGACGUACGUUGUGCGCGAACUGGACGACAUCAAAGACCUGUUGCUGGACUACGAUGACAUCAAGUGGAUCUACGAGGCGCUGCUCGAGUACACUAUUGCCGUGGCGAAGAUGGAGGAGCGCCCGCUGGCCGAGAACGAGAUAAUAGAGGCGCGAGCGUGGCUAGCUAAACUGAGAGAGCUGGAUCCGAUGCGCGGUGGCCGGUGGGAUGACCUGGAGGCGGAGUACAUCCUGCGACGGCGGCGGCCAUUUGCCGAGGACGGGUUAGACAUCUGA
Grosmannia clavigera kw1407 is the source of this 1305-nucleotide messenger RNA. RefSeq names its product geranylgeranyl transferase type 2 alpha. Gene Ontology annotation, cellular component: Rab-protein geranylgeranyltransferase complex; cytoplasm. The record is from RefSeq and is a predicted model, not a curated record. The transcript is spliced from 4 exons. Bases 1 to 1305 code for a protein of 434 amino acids. Gene Ontology annotation, biological process: protein geranylgeranylation. NCBI's taxonomy places the organism in Eukaryota, Fungi, Ascomycota, Sordariomycetes, Ophiostomatales, Ophiostomataceae. Gene Ontology annotation, molecular function: Rab geranylgeranyltransferase activity.